Messenger RNA from Colletotrichum scovillei, 2769 nucleotides. RefSeq lists its product as uncharacterized. NCBI's taxonomy places the organism in Eukaryota, Fungi, Ascomycota, Sordariomycetes, Glomerellales, Glomerellaceae. The transcript has 3 exons. The coding region runs from base 1165 to 1764 and encodes 199 amino acids. The record is from RefSeq and is a predicted model, not a curated record.
GACACACUCCGCCUUCGACGUCACGCUAGUACAGCAAGUAUCAUGCUUCCUUCGUUCCCGCUCUUCAUUUGAAGUACAACAUGGACGCAGCGCAUCUUUUUACUUGUUUCGGAGCUUUGCCCCCUGAAUUACGACUGCAGAUAUGGACGGAAGCGCUUUCGGUGCCAUCUGUUUGGGCCGUGAAUCGUAAAGCACCCGAAACCAACAACGCCAACACGAGCCAUCUGCCCCUCAUCAUGAACCAUGUUGGUCCGGCUCCCUAUCUAGCAGGCCUCGCUUGCAAGGAGUCGCGGCGGCUAAUGGAACAAUUAUACGGAAAGCCCAUACAUAGACCAACGCACUCGGCGGCAAGUAGUGCGAUUCAUUGGAUCGAUCUGCAAAAAACGGUCGUCUCACUCGGGGACUACCGGUCCGCGGGGGCUUUGUUGGAUGCGUUCGCUUCCGAAGACUUGGCAAGAUUCCGGCAUGUUGUUCUACAGUCAUCACGGUUCUCUGAUAUGGCCAGGUUGUGCCAGCGCCUGGCCAACUCAUGCCCCGGGUUGUGUACGAUCAUCAUACACACGAACCACGCUGGCUGCCUUUUCACCGACCUUCCUUAUGAACCCUUGACCCAAGACAUGGGUGCACUUUUUGCCAACAUCCUAGAGGACCCGGCCGCCGACCUAGAUUGCAGCCACUACGAUAUCGUCCACUUUCGCAGUCUACUGCUGGGCUAUUUCGGCGACUCACCUCCGACGUUGCAUUUCGCCUCCCCACCCGGAGCGACUCGCCAAGACUGAUGUUGGUUCAGCCUUAGUUGUCGCGGCCUCUUCGUCACGUCUUGUUCGAUGCCGUUGGUUGGUUUUAUUGGUUAAGUUAUUUGCCACUUUGUUGGUUCAAUGUUGGGACCGAUAUCAGCGUAUCGCGGCUUGUCCCUGUAUCAUUCUCGAUUAGGAUAGAGGUGAUUGCAUAGGCCCCUUGGUUACACUACGGUCUCGAAUUUCGCUGGAAGCCAUGGCUCUUAAGGUCUGAAAAUGUUUGUUAUAUCAAUGAACGCGCAUGCUCUGUGUAACCUCUUAGAAUCAAUCUAGCAUCACUGCACCUCGCUUCACCGAUCACCAGUAACUAUCUACAGUCUAUCUAUCCAAAUAUUUUUAGUGUACUUUCUUUCUUUCGUUCGAGAUCAUGGCUGAGAGAAUUCUUCUUGAAAACGCUGCCUCUGAGGUUAUCAGCAUCCUGAAAGGCAUCCCGGAAUUUUCUCAUGCUCGAGUCGCCGUGAUUGGCGGGUUAGCGCUGUGGAAGUAUGUUCCUACUGGCAGGACCACUGAGGACGUCGACUUCAUUAUCAACAUCGACAGUGCUCCGCAUGGGAUUAAACAGAAGUUGCUUUCUCUUCCAAACUCACCCUUCAUUCAACAGGCACAGUUCUUCUAUUACAAGCAAGGAACAACUUUGGUGCAAGUUGACAUCACUCCCGGAUGGCAGUCCCCUUACAUGCCGGCUGCCGCCACAGAAAUCGGGAGAAUACCUCACGGUUCUGUUCCAUAUAUAUCACCUACGGACCUUAUUGUCUUCAAGAUCAACUCUUGCGGCUUGAGGGCUCAGGUGAACAAGAAACGUAUCGAUGCUUUGGAUGCGGUGACAUUGCUGGAACUCGAGACCAGAAAAGGGCCUUUGGCUCUCAACAGCGCCCAAAGAGCCGUUGUUGAGCAAUGUAUUGCAGACGUUGUGGCCCAUGGCCCCAAAAACGCUCAAUGGUGGAAGCAGCGUCUCGGUCUGCGUUGAUUUGAAUUCCGGGCUCUUGUACAAUGCAUAGCAUGAUCAUAGUGGAGUGUUUGCUGUUUAUUUGCUGUCUAUUUGCUGUCUGUAAAUUCGUUCUAGACUCCUUUGCCGCCGCAGUGUGCUGUGUACGGUCAAAGGCCACUGUGUUCAACCCUUGAGUAUCUUCAAUCAUAUCCUAAUGACUUUGUUCUCGUCAAAUCCUGCUGCCUGCGCGAAGUAAUAUCCUCGCUGAUUCGCAAUCAGCCUCAGGGGUUCUGUAUCGCCUUCCCUCUCGACGCUGAAAUCACAGUUGUAGUGCGUGUGACCAAAUGCCCAAAGCUUGACUCUGGCGCUUUUGAAGCAGUCUUCCUUUGAUAAAUCCGUGGCAAAACCACUGGUGAUGGGACUCUGUGCAUGCCUCGGGUCAGACGCCCGAGCAUCUCUCGUCGGACUCCAGUGUGAAAAGAUGAUGACUCUGGCCUCAGACGUUUCGAGCUCUGCGACUUGGGAAUUGAGCCAAGAAAGAUCUCGUUUGUGGGCUUCGUUAUGCGAGCUGAUUUCCCAAUCAUCGAUUUGGAAAAAGUCCUGGAGCCCCAUGCUGACCGAAUCGGCGCUUUCAGGCGGGAUGAAGGAGAAAAGGCUACAGCCUAAAAUAACGAUGUUGGAGUCUGGUACCUGGAACAUAGAGCGGUCGAGUAGUACAAAGUCUCCCAGUGACGAGUCCUUUUUUGCAGCUGCUUGAAAUUCCUGGAGAAUUCCGAGAAUGGAAUCCCACCUUGAGUGAUAGGCUUCAUGAUUUCCAGGGACGAAUAGAACAGCGCGAAAUUGCCGAAGCUGCUGUGUCAAGAAAGCGAGGCACUCCUCCUGGUGCGCAGCAACGUUUCCUAUGUCGCCAAGAAGGCCUAGGUAAGGUGCCUGUGGCACGAUUUCGAAAAUAUCGUAAGCUCUCGGGGACUCAAGAUGAAUGUCGGAAACUAUUUGAAUCGCCAUUCUGAGGAAGAGCGGGGGGUUCUCAAUUAUGGAAAAUUG